AUGAUUGUUGCUCGGGAUGCGGAUGUUGGUGUUGCCCUCUUAGAGGCCUUAGAUACUAAAUCAUCAGAUUUUGUGGAUGAAAUUCUUUCUCAGAUUCAUCAGAGUUGUCGAUUCCCUCAGAUAACUUCACAUUUGCAUGUGGAACAAGCUUGGCUUGUACAUAACCGGAUACUUGAAGAGUCGUUCGCCUCAGCACGAAAGCGACUCCAGAAAGGUGGUACCAAUGCAUCGAACGACGCUAACCUUGGUGUGGGCUUCUAUGCUGUUUUUGACUGGUCUGCAGUUGAAUAUAUUGCUAGUAACGGUAUUUCUCCUGGAAACGAUCCAAACACAUGGUUAGGUAAACCAAAUCAAGGAGUUGUUGUCAACCAGUGUGCCGAUUUGACCGUCGCCAGAGCUCAGCACAGACUAAACAACAGUCUAGUCACUCCGACAUACGCUGCUGAUGCAACCACUGGAUCUCCUCCAUCUGGAACCGGGGCUAUUUAUCUGAUAUUGGUUCGAUGGAUAAAGUCACGAGCGUACGUGGUGUCCUCGGAUGCCGAGAACUCGAACGAACUGUUGGAACCACAACCGGGUUACGCGUGUCACGUUUCAACUUGGUCGCGUAUCGACCCACUGGAUCCCACGAAGCUGAGUCUGGAACGUGCGUUUCAGCUGGCACAGGUAUACCUUUACGAAUUCGACGAAGAGCUGGACCUGAGACCGAAACCCGAACACGUCCUACCUUACGCUGUGGUUCGUUGUCGUUGGACAUUGGACACCACCGUUACCAUGACCGGAUCUGGAGAGGCAUUGACUGCGGCAAAUGGAUUGAUACUUGUCUUAGCGACAAAGUCAUCUCGCAACUCUUCCGGCAGCAGUCGUCACGCUCUUCUUCCAACUCCCCCGAAAGCUACACAUCGAUCGCGGUCCGCACGAGCUGAAGACCACACCUCACGGUUGUUAGGUCGGCUCUCUAGCCGAACCAGUGAAAAUAUUAUUCCAUUGAUAUCUCCCGAAGAUCUCCAGUCUGUCAAGAGUCGACCACACUCGCGUUUGACUAUCCCACGAAAUGCAUCGCAUCACUUGCUCACUAGUCCACCUCAGCCGGGAAAUCUCGCUCCUCCGGACAAACCGCUCGAGUCGAAAGUGACUCCGAUGCAUGUUGCCAUUCUACAGGCUCGUCGUUUAUGCCUACAACCAGAAUGGUCCGGUCGUCUGGGCGAAUUGGCCGCGUUUGCCACGACUGGUUCGACACCGGUGACCACUUCCACCUCGGUUCCAGUUACCACCACCACACUGGCUGCGUUAUCCAAUCACCAAAUGGUUCUCAUGGGGACAGGUCUGAUCACAUGGGGUCAAGUGGGGUCGGAUUUGUAUUCGCUCCAAACGGAACUUUAUAUCUAUCGACGACCGUGUUUGCCCGUUUUCGAUGGCAUGUACGUUUCCGUAAGAUUUGGUUAG
Molecule: messenger RNA, 1446 nt
Organism: Echinostoma caproni
Lineage: Eukaryota; Metazoa; Platyhelminthes; Trematoda; Plagiorchiida; Echinostomatidae
Source: the annotation of a GenBank genome assembly